AUGCCUAGCUUCAAGUUCCAUCUCAUUCAAGUUCCAUCUCAUCCAACAACCAUGAAGAACAAACUCCGGGUCUUCCUUUCCUUACAGCAUCGCUCUGCGCUCUCGAUCCGCGAAAACAGACAAGCGACUCGGCCACGCAGCCUUUCACUGGGUGACGGAAUCCUUCUAGACGAGACAACCGGCAUGAAUCUGAACACAGACGGCAACUGGAACUUCCGAGAGAAGACCUACACCGAUCCCCAAGCGAUUGCUCACUUUUUAGGAAGCGUGAUGAUUGGGAAAUUACCCAAGGAAAUCACUAACGCGGAUAUUCGUGAUAUUCUCAAGGAUAUUGCACUACCACAACCCGGUGCUAAACCGGAACAAAACUGCGUUAGCUGGACCAGAAAUGCUAUUAUGGAAUUGCAAGAGAAGGGUCUUGUUGAGCAGUGCGAUCUUGAUCGGUUCAUGGAUGAUGCACUCGCCUGCGCAGAUAAACGCUUACGAGACUACAGCUCUACACCUGCUAGCAUCAAUUACACAGACCGGCCUAUGUGA
This is a messenger RNA of Penicillium waksmanii, 537 nucleotides long. RefSeq lists its product as uncharacterized. NCBI's taxonomy places the organism in Eukaryota, Fungi, Ascomycota, Eurotiomycetes, Eurotiales, Aspergillaceae. The transcript has 2 exons. The coding region runs from base 1 to 537 and encodes 178 amino acids. The record is from RefSeq and is a predicted model, not a curated record.